AAUACACAGUAACUAGUAGCCCUGAAAGAUCUGAGAAUCAGCAUGCGUGUACGAUCAGAUCCUCCUUGGCAUCCACAUUCAAUUUCCGUCUCCGUACGUAAUGACAAGGUUCACAACCCGGGAAGAAGUCGCCCGUUUGACGGUGCGACCCCAUCCCCAACCCCUGGCCUUCAUAAACCUCAGCCACCCGGCCAACCACCGCUCAUCGUUCGAGACCUCUUUGAAACGCCUAUUUGUAACAAAGUCUGCCGCAGAUUACGACAACAACGCCAUUACGACAACGCCAUCAUUACUACAUGCUACUACUCUCCUACAAAGCACCAGUCUACAUACCUAACGUAGGCUCCCUCUUUCGCAUUCAUUACCUAACACAAUCGACAAUAAUAAUAAUAACAUUAUUUAUUGUCUAUCUGGGCAAAGCAAAAAAGAUUCCAUUGAAAUACAAAUCGCCCUGCUCUUUACUUGCGGGAGAAAAAGCUUGGCAUUCAUUUCUCUUCCCAUUCUUUGUUUGCUCCCGUCUCUAUUUCUCUUCGGCUGGCCUGGACUGGCGAUUGUAGUGCUGCGCAUUCUACGGCCGUUGAAUUUCCCUUUGAUUUUCUUUUCUCCUCUUUUCUUUUCGAGUCUGAUUGUAUUUUACGCUAUUAGAAUUCCUCGCAUCUUGAUACCCGAGGAAGAAUAAGAAAGAAAAAGGCACAAUGUUCGGAAAGACACGUCUCCCUCCCUACACUCCGUCGGUGAACGACGUGGUGCGCCGUCAAUACGUCGAGGAUGAGAAUGGUCGUUACGUAUGGUUUUGGUAUACUCGGACAGGCGUGAUUGUCAAAUGGUCACUGUUCCUGGGUAUCUUGCUCCUACUGAUGCUAUACCUUGUCCUCGGCCGCAUGCAUGCCAGGAAGCUCAUCCGGCAAGGCAGGAAACCAAUGGCCUACCACGGCUGGCUACUUUCCCGCCAAGAGAGAGGCACCGUCGACCCGCAAUAUGCUUGGCCGCAAGCUUCCUACACAACCUACCAACAGGGGCCGGGUUACGGAGCUCCUAACUACGGCAUGCAUCAUAUGCCUCCUCCCGUCUACGACCCUAACAACCGACCCCCGAUGUAUGAGGGAGGCCCGCCGCCGAUGGGAAGCACUAAGAUCGAUCCCGUACAGACCGGUGUAGAGCCGGCACGACAACCCGCUGGCGAUGACUAUGCACCGCCUCCCGGACCGCCACCAUCUGCUGCGCAGAGAUAGACGGUUGAUUAGGGACGGAUGAGCACGCGGGCGGUUAUGUUAUUUAAUGUUGGGAAGGGGGGAAAUGACUGCAUGGAGGACUUGUCCAAAUUCAUACCCAAACUUGCAGUACGUAGCAAGAAAUAGCACUGAAUAUGACGGAUAACUUGUACGAUUUGUGUAUAGGACAAUAAUUUCAUUAUAGCC
Messenger RNA from Daldinia vernicosa, 1418 nucleotides. RefSeq lists its product as uncharacterized. The transcript has 3 exons. Lineage: Eukaryota; Fungi; Ascomycota; Sordariomycetes; Xylariales; Hypoxylaceae. Bases 696 to 1232 code for a protein of 178 amino acids. The record is from RefSeq and is a predicted model, not a curated record.